Molecule: messenger RNA, 390 nt
Organism: Penicillium chermesinum
Lineage: Eukaryota; Fungi; Ascomycota; Eurotiomycetes; Eurotiales; Aspergillaceae
Exons: 1
Coding region: 1-390 (129 amino acids)
Source: RefSeq, a predicted model, not a curated record
AUGACCGGUGAUAUCACCGGAGUGGGCGACGAGGUUGACCUGAAGCUUGUUGCAGAGGACGCUGAAUAUAUAGAUGCAGAUGGAGACAGAGUGGAGAGCAAGGCAGAAGGCUUAGUGGUAACAUCAGCAGACGAUCUGCUCGUUGCAACCGACUUGGAUGCCAAUGAAGGGGAGCCCGACGCAGUUGAACUGAUACUAAUCGCCGACGGCCCUGCUGAAGAAGACGGCCCUGGAGAAGACGGCACUGGGGUAGAGACGGAAGAAAAAGUGGAAGACUUUUUCGUCACGGAAGAAGCAGACACAGAAGAUGUUGUGGCUGCAUUCAAAGUUGAUGAGCUGGGAAGACUGGACGAUGUGGGUAUUGAGGUAGCCGUGGUUGGCGUCAAAUGA